AUGUCUGACGGCGACCUUAAAACUGUAUUUAAUUCCUUCUGUGCUUUUGGUGCGGGAAGCAAGGACGCUCAGGCUACGAUGGACAACGCGAAAUUUGGCAAACUUUUUCGUGAUCUAAAGCUGUACGACAAGAAAUUCACAAGCACUGACACGGACAUCAUCUUUAACAGACCUGAAGUCAAGAGGUAUUAAAGAGAUUCUGGUCUUUCCCUUUAUAUUUUAGUGGAUAUUGUUUUAAUUUAAUGCACAGCUGAUGUUUCCGUUUCUCACGGUUGCAGCAAAACUGAAAGAAAGAUAAAUUUUAGUCAGUUCAAAAAAGCCUUAGAAUUGUGUGCAGAGAAAAAGUACGGGAGCAAAGACGAUGUCGGAAAGUUCAUCGAGAAAAUUUGUGCUGGUAAAGGUCCCGCCACAAGUGGAGCAACGGUGAGUUGUUUAAAUGUGACCUACUGGGUCUUUUGUAUGUGUAAAAAGUUUAUGUUUGUGACCGUAUGUGCAUGUAAUUAAUUGUCUGAUGUUGUCAUGCACCUUGUCACGACAAAUGCAUGGAAUUGAAAACAAAAAAAUUGCCAUCAACUGUGUUAUACGGUUGAAAAAAAAAACCUCCCUUAUACCAAACUAUUCUACUUGGCACGUUAGGGUAGGGUAUUCAAAAUUAUAAGAAUAUUCUAGCUGUAUAUUAAUUAUACAUGUAAAUUGCACUUUAUAAUUAUUAACCCAAAUUCCUGGGUAGCUUAUAUACUCUCAGUUUUUACGCAUGGGUAGGUAAAAAUUUACUUUUUUUAAUAUGACAUAGUAAAUUGGAAAGAUUGAAAGAUUCAGUAUAGCUUUCCAAGUUCUACAUAAUUAUUUGAGAUAAACAUUGAAACUAUAAAUAACAUAAAGUAUCAUCUGUUCUUUGUUUACUUUCUUUAUGUCAGUAAUUACAAAUUGGGGCCCCUCAAUUCUGUUAAAAUUUAAAGGGCAAUUUUAAAAGGGUUUUGAAUUCAUGUAUGUUUGGUUAUUGCUGAAAAUCACCAAGACUUUAUUUUAAUUAGCACAUGUACCCAAGAGGGGGGGGGGGGGGGGUAUUCCAGAUUUAAAGUGACACGGGUGACCAAAGGAUUUUUUUGGGGUAGGAAAAUUUUAGAUGGUAUGAUGAAGAAACAACCACCAGCAAUCAAUUUCUAUUUUUUUUGUUGUAUCAUUUAAUGCCUUCUGGAAAUUUUUAAGGUUCAAAAAUUCGUCAUGGGAUUUUUUUGGUAUUAACUUUUUGUCCGGGGAUUUUUGUUCAGGUUUUGUUGGAAGCCCUAGGUAUUUGUUUUGGUUUCCAUUUUUGCCCCCAUUUGAUCAUCCCUGUCACCUGAAUUCCGGAGUACCCCCUCCCCCCCAGGACAUGUACUUGUAAGGACACUGGGUUUGAGUUUGUUGAAUGAUCACAUAUUCAUAUGGAAGCCAGGAAACUUUACUGUGGAUAACAAGCCAAUCAUGGAAGCACAAUUGGGUGGGAAACAGGAUUGACACUUUCUCUGGUAUAAAAGGUACUGUGUUAAAAAUCAUUUUAUUUAUUAAACCAUGACAGAAAGCUGUCAAGGCUGGUGGAGUAGAUCGCCUGACUGAUACUUCGAAAUAUACUGGUUCUCACAAGGAACGUUUUGAUGAGAGUGGAAAAGGCAAAGGCAUUGAAGGGCGUGUUGACCGUGAUGACAAAGCUGCUGAAGGUUAUGUAGGAGGAUACAAGGGAAAGGACACUUAUGAUAAAACACACUAACUUAUUAAUGCCUAAUACUGGGGGACUAUUGAGUAUGUACUAUGCAAAAGGGAAGUAGAAGCUGAUAGGAUUGUCCAAUCAGGGCUGUCACUAAGGGCCAAGAGCGGGCAAUUUUCUCUGGCUACCUUGAACAUGGCUGCUGGCUACUCUCACGUUUAUUAAUGAAUUUUCUUGGUGUUCAAUUCCUACCUACUAAUUGCUUAUGCCAGGCAACUUGAAAUCUAAGUGACAGCCCUGAUCAAACUUCUAAAGGAGACCAACCUUAACAAACUCAGCUUGGCUUUAUUUAAUAACUCAAAACAAUGUAAUUACACCUAAAAGAUAUGAUGCAGUGUUCUCUGUGUAACAGUACAGUACAUGUGCGCAAUUUACUGCAGAAGUCAAAUAAUUUGUUAGCAUUUAGCUUAACUUCACUGUGUACUAAAGUUUUUCUUUACCAGGGCUGUCAUACAUUCCUUCCUCUAACCUAUGUGUAGCUACACCCUCCCCCCGACAAAAGAAAAAUGGAGAGAGGGGUGGGAGGGUGUGGCUACACAUUUAGCUGUAGGCUAUCCGUCUUCAUGCUGGGAAAAAAAUGCAUGGCAGUUCUAGAACACAUCUGGCAGCAGUAUUAAACAUAAUCCAGAAAUAUACUUUACAGGGUUGGAAUAUGAUUGCUUUCAAACACUCAUAAACCAUUCCUGCAUUGUGCCCCGGAGAGCACACUUAAUGAAACAAGAUUAAGGUUUGGGUGGACAAAUCCAUACAAAUAACUCACUGUGUUUUGUCACUGCAAGCCUCGAGUUUGUGCCAAGUUAGUUCACACGAAUGUGGGGACAGUCUAUUUCAUACAUGUGGGCACAUCUUUCAAAGAGACCACACUGUAGUUGUGGGCAUCCUCAGCUGCUUUCCUUCCUUUUACAUAUUACACCUACCUACCCCCUCCCCCAGGUUGAGAGCACUCAGAGUGUAAACACAAGGCCAACUGAGGAUGAAUUUUCAACAUUUAUCUAUAAAACAGUGUGGCAAAGUUUAGUAUAAUAUGAAAAAAAAUGUAUAAGUAGACCAUUGUGUGUCUUUUAUGAACCAUACAUAACUCAGGUGAUCUAAUUAACUGUUUUUUUUUAGCUCUGUUAAAAUGUACCGGUAGUUGUGAUCAUCUUCUAAAGACAAUAACAAUAAAGCCUUGAAAU
This is a messenger RNA of Porites lobata, 2919 nucleotides long. The record is from the annotation of a GenBank genome assembly. NCBI's taxonomy places the organism in Eukaryota, Metazoa, Cnidaria, Anthozoa, Scleractinia, Poritidae.